CCCUUUGCCUUCAGUUCUUUUUCAAACCCGGAGCUCGGUUGUUUGGCUAGAGAUGUUUCCUUCCCGUGUUUGACCUCUCUCCAUACAACCCCCGUGCAACGAAGCCAUUCACGAAAAAGAAGAAGAAAAAAGAAUGUACAUUAUCUCUGCCUGCUUCCUCCUCCUGGGGUUGGCAGUCGGUAUUCUCGCCGGCCCGCUACACUCAAAUCUAGAGGUUCGACAAAAAGGCCAGCACGCCCCGUACGAGGAGCCCACGCCCGAAAACCAGCCCGUCGUCAGCUAUUGUCACAGCUACUACCUGCAGGCCAACCAGCAUUACACUCUCUGGGCGCAGUGCUAUAAGAACGGGGAAGGGUUCAAGUGGUCUCGGCUUGAUCUGCGCACGUGUCUCGGCAAUGAUGACGGGCAGCUCGUUUGGGAUGCCCAUGGUCACGCACAUGAUUCGUGUCGUCCGCGUUCGUGCUCUAUGAGACGCUGGCCUGAGUAUACCUGCGCAUGCCAAUCUCGCCUCGGAUCGUGGGGAAACACCGCCAUCGACCUCUCUGAUGGACAGGAUGUUGACGGUGCCCCGAUUGGACACAAUUCAGGCAAAGGCGUUCUGACUUGCCUUGGCAUUCAGGGAGAACGUGAUCAAUGCGAGGGUCGACUCGUCGAGUUGCCCUAUGUUGUUCUGUUCGACCAUCAGCUUCGGUCGUUCAACGAGACGGAAGUCCGUCUUUGUUGA
Sodiomyces alkalinus F11 is the source of this 724-nucleotide messenger RNA. RefSeq lists its product as hypothetical. The coding region runs from base 134 to 724 and encodes 196 amino acids. The transcript is spliced from 5 exons. NCBI's taxonomy places the organism in Eukaryota, Fungi, Ascomycota, Sordariomycetes, Glomerellales, Plectosphaerellaceae. The record is from RefSeq and is a predicted model, not a curated record.